CUUGCUUUCCUUUAAUACGGUGGUGACCGCGGGUCGGAGCAAUCUGUAACCAUGAAGCUGCUAACCAGAGCCGGAUCCUUUUCGAGAUUUUAUUCCCUCAAAGUUGCCCCCAAAGUUAAAGCCACAGCUGCCCCUGCAGGAGCACCUCCACAUCCUCAGGACCUUGAGUUCACCAAAUUACCGAAUGGUUUAGUGAUUGCUUCCUUGGAAAACUAUGCUCCCGUAUCAAAGAUUGGUUUGUUCAUUAAAGCAGGCAGUAGACAUGAGGACUCUAACAAUUUAGGAACUUCUCAUUUGCUGCGUCUUGCAUCCACCUUGACUACAAAAGGAGCUUCGUCUUUCAAGAUAACUCGUGGAAUUGAAGCAGCUGGUGGUAAAUUAAGUGUGACUGCCACAAGGGAGAACAUGGCUUACACUGUGGAAUGCCUGAGGGGUGAUGUUGAUAUUCUAAUGGAGUUCCUGCUCAAUGUCACCACAGCACCAGAAUUUCGUCGUUGGGAAGUAGCCGACCUUCAGUCUCAACUAAGGGUUGACAAAGCAAUGGCUUUUCAGAAUCCACAGGCUCAAGUCAUUGAAAAUUUGCAUGCUGCGGCUUACCGGAAUGCCUUGGCUAAUUCUUUGUAUUGUCCUGACUAUAGGAUUGGAAAAGUGACAUCAGAAGAGUUACAUUACUAUGUUCAGAAUCAUUUUACAAGUGCAAGAAUGGCUUUGGUUGGACUUGGCGUGAGUCAUCCUGUUCUUAAGCAAAUUGCUGAACAGUUUCUCAACAUGAGGGGAGGGCUUGGUUUAACUGGUGCUAAGGCCAGAUACCGCGGAGGUGAAAUUCGAGAACAAAAUGGAAACAGUCUUGUCCACACUGCUCUUGUAGCAGAAAGUGCUGCCACAGGAAGUGCAGAAGCAAAUGCAUUUAGUCUUCUUCAGCAUGUGCUUGGUGCUGGACCACAUGUCAAGAGGGGCAGCAAUGCUACCAGCCUUCUAUACCAGGCUGUUGCCAAGGGAGUUCACCAGCCAUUUGAUGUUAUCAAGGCUGCCUAUAACCAGAUAAAAUCAAUUGCUCAAGGAAGCCUUUCCAAUGCAGAUGUCCAAGCUGCCAGAAACAAGUUGAAAGCUGGAUACCUAAUGUCUGUGGAGUCUUCUGAGGGUUUCCUGGAUGAAGUUGGAUCCCAGGCGCUAGUUGCUGGUUCUUAUGUACCACCAUCCACAGUUCUUCAGGAGAUUGAUUCAGUGGCUUAUGAUGAUGUCAUAAAUGCUGCAAAGAAGUUUGUUUCUGGCCGGAAGUCAAUGGCAGCAAGUGGAAAUUUGGGACAUACACCUUUUGUUGAUGAGUUGUAAUACUGAAGCACAUAUUACAGGAGAGAGCUGAAAGCCUACUAUAUUUACCUUUUUUUCCAAUAAGGUAAAAUACUUUAAAGUAUAAAUUAUUUCCAGCUGGCCGAAAGUCAAUAAAGCAUUCUGCUUAAA
This is a messenger RNA of Nycticebus coucang (slow loris), 1461 nucleotides long. Its product is annotated as cytochrome b-c1 complex subunit 2, mitochondrial-like. Gene Ontology annotation, biological process: proteolysis. The transcript has a single exon. Lineage: Eukaryota; Metazoa; Chordata; Mammalia; Primates; Lorisidae. Gene Ontology annotation, molecular function: metal ion binding; metalloendopeptidase activity. The coding region runs from base 52 to 1332 and encodes 426 amino acids. Gene Ontology annotation, cellular component: mitochondrion. The record is from RefSeq and is a predicted model, not a curated record.